CUACGAUCACAAAGCCAUAUACAUAAGUACUACCACCAUAACGCCUUACUCAAGUCACUGUCACUUCCAAAGCCGCCGCAAAACCCCAAAACAGAAACCGCAAAACGUUGCCGUUCCUGGGGUGUUAAAGGCCCUACAUACACAUAUAAAUGUAUAUAUGUGUGUGUAUGUGUGUGUGUGUGUGUGUAUAGCAGCGUUUCGCGUUCAUUAAACUUUAACGACCAAAACCAAACCUUAUACAGCGAAAUUGACAAAACGGUAGAGCAAGCUGUGGACAAGCCGUGCGUCAAAAACUAUAGCAUACUUUUGUGCGGCCUCUUUUAAAGUGCAUAUUAAGAGUUCAUUGCAAUUGUUGUGAUACGUAACGAAUAUACGCGAUCUAAAUAAGGAGACAAAAGAAUACAGAUUUAAGGCAAACUUUCUACUCCAGCCUGCCCACCCUUCAGCUCGCCCGCCCCGCCCUGCCCCGCCUGUCAUCGUCGCCAACACCUCCACCAACGAACACCACCACCAACAACAAAUUGCAUAAUAAACUCAGCAACAAUUAAUAUAAAUAAUUAACCAAACGGCUACUCACAAAAUACAUAAAAAAGAAGUCAUUAAAAUCCAAAGUACAAAACCCGAAACUAAAUGUAUUUGUUCUUAGCAUAAACGAAAUGAGCAUAAUCCGCCAGAAAUAAAAACGAAUAAAUUAUUUAAUAUAGCAGCAUACGGUAUUAUUAUAUUUACAUAAAAAGUGUAGAGGACACUCGCGGUUUAUUCAUGCCCACACACAUGUUAACAUAAUCGUUACUCCCAGAGCGCCCCAUAAAACUGUACCUUUAACACGGAAAAUCAUCGAAACACAAAUAGAAACAUAAGCAAUACGACUAGUGAGAGCUGUUAACUACAAUACUUUAGACACUACAUUUUAGACAGUCAACAAGCAACCGUUACUUAAUACCUAUAACCCACCAAAAAUCCAAAAAAAACAAAAAAAAUAAAGUCGCUCCCAGCUUCAAGAAAAAAAUUCAAGGAAACACAUAACAACAACAAUAAGAAGUGCAUUUGAGUUGCUUUGUUUGAGUGAGAUAGCUAGUGCCGACGCUAAGCAACAACAACGAAAAGCAAUUAUUUUGUUUACGUGUCUUCGCCAUUAAAUGUAUAUAUGUACGUUUAUGUAUAUGUAUGUCGUGUGUAUGUAUUAGUUAAUGCCAAAACUCGAAACGAAAUACGAUGACCAGAUUUCGAAUUGUGUCAGACGAAGCGGAGCGUGUUUUUUGUCUGUAACAACAACAACAACAACAACAACAACUACUACUUCAACAAAACUAACAUCAUAAUAAAAAUCCAACAAAAGCAACAACAACAAGAACAAAGAGCAAAAAAGGGGAGGAAGGAGGAAAGAGCUGCCAUUGGAGGAGCGUGUCGUUGCAUUGCGGGUGUUUGGCGGCGCGUAUUUGCGUUUAUGUAUGUGCAUGUGUAUGUGUACGUAUGCGACGGUAACAGGCGGCGAAAGUAAAAUUUCACCGUUUGUUUGUGAUGGUAAAAAAUGCACGUUAAACAUACACAGCGCCGAGUCAGCGGUCCUGGAGCCUUUGGAACAUUUACCAACGCCAACGAUCAACGCGCUAGCCGAGACAGCUUGUAUCCGAACGACCAGCAGCAGCAGCAGCAGCGUCACUCCCACUCUCACCAACAGCUGGUGCGGCAAUCCCUGACCAGCCUUACUACACAGGGUAACGGCAGCGGCAACGGGGGAUCGGCGGCGGCGGGUGCGACUACAAGACGAGCGGCGCAAGCGGUAGCCGGUGAUGAGCAGCGGACGCAGCGAGAACGGGAGCACAGUAGCAGCAGUCGCCUAUCCAGCGGCAUCUCCAAGCAGAACUCCUACGAUAGCAGCAGCAGCACACUAGGUCGCGGCAGCAAGCGCAGUCACCAACAACAGCAACACCACCACCAACAACAACAACAGCAACAACAGCAGUCGGCAGUCACACCCACAGUCACCCCAAAUCCGCCCAAUCUCUCGCACAGCCACAGCCCCGUCAGCUGCGGCACCAUCAGCACUGGCGGCCAGUCGGCGCUCUAUGAUGCUUGCCAUGAAUAUAGUCGCAGCUUGAGUGCAGCACCCACAAUCGGGGCAGGAGCUGGGGCCGUUGGAAUUGGGGACGAGCUUAUUGGGCACAAUUUCAGCAACUCGGAUCCAAUCACACGUUAUAGCCACUUGGACGACAGCCACGCGGAUGCAUCGGUCCUCAAGAGCCACUAUAGCGAGUGCAACAUCUAUGCGAAGCAGCGACAGCUUGCGGAGCCGCACUUUACGAACCUAAAUUUGAGCAGCGAAUACGACAGUGGCAACGACAAACAGCAGCUGGUCAAUCAGACCUACAUCUUUAAGUGCAUUGCCAAUAGUCCCUCGUUUCUGCGCACCAACAAGAUCAAGGAGCAGUCGAAGAAGCUGCGCAAUCUAUCGCUGAAGACGCGCAACGCCAAGAAGAAGGGUCAGAUAAUAUCGAAGUCGAACGCGGUGUCCGAUAAUUCGCUGCAUCCGGGUGAUAAGUAUCUCAACUUGUAUCUGGUGGAGAAGAAACAUUCGCUCCAGUCUCAUCCAACGCCCACAUCUGCAUCAGCGCCGGCCACCUCGGCAACAUCGGCCACUUCGGCAGCAUCUAUCUCAGCGGCAUCGUCGGCGGCGGGUGCGGUUGCGCGCACCUUACCGGCUCUGUCGGCGGUUGCGGCGCGACAACAACAAUUGCUGUUAAACGGCGCGUUAAAAACGAAAACGUUUCCCACAUAUCGGGCAUCGGUGAAGAGCGACACGAAGGACUAUCGGAGCAGCAGCAGCACCAGCACCAUUCCGGGCACUGGCCAAAGUCCACCGGUGGUGCCGCACUCGCUGGCGGCUAAGAUCAGCAGCAAGAACUGCAAUUUGUUGCACAACGCCGGCAACAAGCUCAGCGUGAGCACGAAUUCGUGCAACAAACUUCAUGCAGCGUCUGCGGCACAUGUGCACGGACACGGCGGACGCGCACACAGCUACGGCUACGCCUACCAUCCACAUCAUCAACAGCAGCAGCAGCAGCAGCAGCCACACCAGCAGCAGCAACAUCAGCAGCAACAACAACAACAACACAAUCCACAGCACCCCCAGCAUUUGGCAUCGCCCAAGAGCUCCGUCUCGAGCAACGGCCAUCUGAACAAGUACUGCCUCACGGACAUCAGUCGGCGCAAGGCCGAGUUCAAUCGCCAGCUCAGCGCUCCCACGGACUACACGCACCACUCGUCCAGCAACGGAUCGCAGCAGGGCUCGGAGGCGGCCAAUGAGCCGGUUGGCGAGUCGACGAUAACUGUAGCCAGUGCUGGGGUCUUGGGAUUUGGACACGGCGUUGGUGGCAGCGGGAGUGCGCACACCGGCUCUAGCUCCGGGCCAGCCACUGCUCCCGGAACACUCAAAUCCUCACUGCACUUCCACAACUUUGGCGUACAUCCGCGACCCACUUCCACGUCGUGCACCAACAGCUUUAACCGACGCCACAUACGCAAGCAUAAGACCAAGCUUAGCGAGCGCUUACUAAGAGGCGAUAGUGAGGAAUCAGUGCGUUGCUCAUACUGCUCCGUUUUGAAUGUGAAUGAGAACGACCUGCGCAUUUCUUUCGAGAAUACCUGCACCGACUCGCUGGUAACCGCUUUCGAUGAUGAGGCUCUGCUAAUAUGCGACCAAGGAACCGAAAUGGUACACUUUGAUGACGUGUCGUUGUACGGCACUCCGAAAGAGGAGCCAAUGCCCAACAUACCGAUUGUCUCGGAAAAAGUAUCUGCGAAUUUCCUAAAAAGUCAAUUGCAAUCAUGGUUCCAACCGACGGACAAUCGUCUGGCCAUGAAAUUAUUUGGCAGCCGCAAAGCGUUGGUCAAAGAGCGCAUACGUCAGAAAACUUCCGGGCACUGGGUGAUACACCCGUGCAGUUCAUUCAGGUUUUACUGGGACCUUUGCAUGCUUUUAUUAUUAGUAGCAAAUCUUAUUAUCCUGCCAGUCGCAAUAUCAUUCUUCAACGAUGAUCUGAGCACACGAUGGAUUGCCUUCAACUGCCUAAGUGAUACUAUUUUUUUAAUAGAUAUUGUAGUCAAUUUUAGAACAGGAAUUAUGCAACAAGACAACGCUGAACAAGUAAUAUUGGAUCCAAAGCUUAUAGCUAAACACUAUUUAAGAACCUGGUUUUUUCUCGAUUUAAUUUCGUCGAUACCGCUAGAUUAUAUAUUUUUAAUUUUCAAUCAAAUUAUGAAAUUGCAGGAUUUCUCUGAUUCUUUUCAAAUAUUGCAUGCUGGACGCGCUCUGCGCAUCCUGCGCCUAGCCAAGUUACUUUCUUUAGUUCGCCUGCUGCGACUCUCCCGCCUUGUGCGCUACGUUUCGCAAUGGGAGGAGGUUUAUUUCCUCAAUAUGGCCUCGGUGUUCAUGAGGAUCUUCAAUUUAAUUUGCAUGAUGCUCUUAAUCGGACACUGGAGCGGUUGUCUGCAGUUCUUAGUGCCAAUGUUACAGGGUUUUCCAUCAAAUUCCUGGGUGUCCAUCAACGAGUUACAGGAGUCGUAUUGGCUGGAGCAGUAUUCGUGGGCGUUGUUCAAAGCUAUGUCCCACAUGCUGUGCAUCGGCUAUGGCAGAUUUCCGCCGCAAUCAUUGACGGACAUGUGGCUAACGAUGUUAUCAAUGAUAUCGGGCGCCACGUGCUAUGCAUUGUUCCUUGGUCAUGCGACCAAUUUAAUACAGAGUUUGGACUCCAGUAGGCGGCAGUAUCGCGAGAAGGUCAAGCAGGUGGAGGAGUACAUGGCCUAUCGUAAGUUGCCGCGUGAUAUGCGACAACGCAUUACGGAAUACUUCGAGCAUCGGUACCAGGGCAAGUUCUUCGAUGAAGAGCUGAUCCUGGGCGAGUUGAGCGAGAAACUGCGCGAGGAUGUCAUCAACUAUAAUUGCAGAUCCCUCGUGGCUUCAGUGCCUUUUUUUGCUAAUGCCGAUUCGAAUUUCGUUUCCGACGUAGUAACCAAACUGAAAUACGAAGUUUUCCAACCAGGUGAUAUUAUCAUAAAAGAGGGUACGAUCGGUACAAAAAUGUACUUCAUACAGGAGGGUGUUGUGGACAUUGUCAUGGCCAACGGCGAGGUUGCGACCUCACUAUCGGACGGUUCUUACUUCGGUGAGAUCUGUCUGCUGACCAAUGCGCGUCGUGUGGCAAGUGUGCGGGCCGAAACCUAUUGCAAUCUAUUCUCUUUGAGCGUGGAUCAUUUUAAUUGCGUUCUGGACCAGUAUCCACUUAUGCGAAAGACUAUGGAAACUGUGGCCGCAGAGCGCUUGAAUAAGAUCGGCAAAAAUCCAAAUAUAAUGCAACAGAAGGAUGAGCAACUGAGCAAUCCAGAAUCGAACACAAUUACUGCGGUGGUGAAUGCAUUAGCCGCCGAAGCCGACGACUGUAAAGAUGAUGACAUGGAUCUCAAAGAGAAUUUACUGCAUGGUUCGGAGUCGAGCAUCACUGAGCCGGUUCAAACGAUACGCGAAGGUUUGCCUAGACCGAGGAGCGGAGAGUUUCGUGCCCUUUUUGAGGGCAAUACUCCAUGACCCUGAGGCAUCAUGAAAUGCGAACAUCGAGCAACCAUUUGAAUGCUCAAUGACAUUGCACGUAAAUUAAAUAGUGACACAUUUACACUCACACACAUAACAUAACACUCAUUCUGGUAGAGACACUGACACAAGCCUACAUAUAUAUACUUGUAAUAAUUAGAGAUAAACCAAACGCGAUAAAGAUAACACUUUAAAAAACAAAAGAAGAAUCAAUUUAUGGUAGACACUCUAAAUAUGCAAUUGCGAUUUAGUAGAAACGUAUUAAAAGAUGAAAACACACACAAAAAUUGUCCUCAAUAAUUAUUCAUAAUUUCAGCUCCGCUAACUGUGAUGACUUUAAUAUAAGAAUCGAAAAAAAAUUUUGAAAAAACAAAACGAGUUUAUAACUUAAAUGAUAACAUUCAGCAAAAACCAGUCAAAGCAAACCACAAAAGUGCAGUAAAAGCGCAACUACGUGAAACCACACAGCCAUAAGCAGAAGGGAACUCUAAAUCAGACAGAUCAGACAAAGAAAAAUUACCACUACUUACCACAUAUACCCACAAUCCCACACAAACAGAUAGCAAAAAUGAAAAAGUAUAUAGAAAAAUCUAUAUGUAAGUUUUAUGCCCACGAUAUUGUAACAAAAACGAAGUGAAUAGACUUUUGAAUUGCUACAUACUUACAUAGGUGUUAGUCCUAUGGACCUACUUCUACGAAACUCACAACCGCAUCCCACACCCAUUCACAAACACAUGCAGAUAGCAUUACAGAUAGCAGAAAAGCGUGAUAUACUAAACACUUGUAUUUGUAGCUAAAAAUCAUUUAGAUGAAAAAUUAUAAAAAGUAAAAAAAAGAAGUACUAACAAAAUAUAAUCAACGCUCUUCUCAUGCAUAAACAACACAUAUACAUACAUAGGUCAAUUUUCGUUUCCGCUUUCGAGCAAAUUUGUCGAA
This is a messenger RNA of Scaptodrosophila lebanonensis, 6523 nucleotides long. It is a transcript of the gene Ih, whose product is annotated as potassium/sodium hyperpolarization-activated cyclic nucleotide-gated channel 2. The record is from RefSeq and is a predicted model, not a curated record. Gene Ontology annotation, biological process: transmembrane transport; potassium ion transport. Bases 1532 to 5584 code for a protein of 1350 amino acids. The transcript is spliced from 15 exons. Gene Ontology annotation, molecular function: voltage-gated potassium channel activity. Gene Ontology annotation, cellular component: membrane. Lineage: Eukaryota; Metazoa; Arthropoda; Insecta; Diptera; Drosophilidae.